Messenger RNA from Seminavis robusta, 5554 nucleotides. The record is from the annotation of a GenBank genome assembly. NCBI's taxonomy places the organism in Eukaryota, Bacillariophyta, Bacillariophyceae, Naviculales, Naviculaceae.
AGUUAACUAGUACUGGAAACGGAGACGACCCAGGGGCAUAUGAAUUUCAAGUUGACCCGCGAAGUUAUCAUUCGUCUCCCUCCACUAUCGAUAUCUGGAUCGACCGUAGGGUGUCCCCCACCAUGACCAGAGAUGACAGCAUUGCUGGUGCAGCUGUCGAGGAAGGAGAGUCAGAGUUUGUGCGUGUGGCUUGUGCUGCUGCAUUGCGCAACGAUGGCGAAACUGUGCGAAAAGAACUGCAGUGCUCUCAAUCGCCCACCGUAGUCAGUUCUCUACAUUCGCCGCUCUUGAAGAGCACUGCCAAUGCCCAACUCUUGCACCAACGGCUCUUUUCGGGGUUCGAUUCCUCUUUCCAGCAAGUCAACGUGGAUUCAGUACUGCGAUCCCUAUUGAUGAUUCCUCCGGCAUAUGAAACACCCUGGGAAGCAACAUUGGCAAUGGUCACGUACCUGCAAUCCACCAAUGACGAUAGGGAUAUCACAAGGGACGCUUCAGCACCUACUGGUAGAAAGAAACCUCAUUCAUCCUUGCUGCGAUCUGCCACUAUUGAAAUCCAGAGCUUUUUGCAACAAACCGUAGCAUCCUGGUGGGAAAGGGAAAGACGAUUGGGGCAUGCUACCAAUACUCAGAGUGCUAUUGGUAGCAAUUCGACACCAACCACCGACCAAACGCCUCGCACAUGUAUAUUGAAGAUUGUCAAGCAGUUGACGCUGCCACUACUCUCUACUGACAUUGGAUGCACAACCAUACCCAAUAAUGAUUGUUCCAAAAACAAGCAACGACGAGAAAAUGACGACAAUUUUUGGAUGAUGCCAUCAUUGGAAAUGAUCACCACGAUGGUCUCUAUUUUGCAAGGAAUGGACGAUACUUUGCAUCAAGAAAUUCUGGAUUGCGUCUUUCCAGCCACAAUUCGACCCGAUCGAUUGCUGCCAUGGCUCGGCUUGGCCACUGAUCUGCACCCUUUUCUUCGCCCUGAUGACUGGGAUACCCUACUCAACAAUCUGAAACGGCAAGACUUUACACACUUUGAACUACAAGAUCUACCUGGACUCAUGACAGCAGUCCUGUCGCUGACAAAUGCGCUCGUUUCCAAUAGCGUCUAUAAUGAUGGAAAAGAGACCAUCUCAAGUGAGCGACAAAAGCUGUUGGCGUUGAAAAGAGUGGCGCUGGAUUUGCUUCAUUCCGCUGCUAUAGACCUGGCCACCUUUAAUACAGUAACGGCGGUGUUCCAUCAGGGGGUAGCAAACAGUACCAUUACGGGUGAUUGGAUGGACAUGGAUGAUGAGCAAGACGAGGUGGGUGAGUCUACUACACCACGGUGGGUCAAAGCCAACAUGAUGCUGGCAAUGCUAGCAGCAACUAGAAAGUCAGGUUCCUCCGUGCUGGAUAAUCUGCUCUCACGGGCAUUAGCACAUGCGAAGAAAAGGCCACGGCGAUCCAUAACGGGGGUAGAGGGUGGGUGGCGUAUACUGGUGUCAUUGGCAAUGGGGGGAAACGAAAAGCGACACACUAAAGUCAGAAACGAAAAGGCAGUCAAUGGUUCAUGGUUGAAACAAGUGCAACGCAUGUUCAAGGGGGUUUGCUAUUUGGGAAACGGACACUUUCAGCGCAACAAUGGGCAGCAACAUCAGGCUAAUUCACUGCUCAAUAACAUGGGUCGACUUGUCUACCAGAGUCUAUUCUUAGUGCAUGACGGUGAUGAAUCUCAGGAAGGCUUGAAGACAUCUCAGGCUGCACUCGUUGCGGAACGGGCACAGGAUUGGAUCAACGCUGCAAACAGCAAAAUGAAUUCCAAUCAAGGCGAACUGGAGGCAGAUGAAGUGGCGCUAGUGGCAGUGACAUUUAUCGUUACCUUUGGGGAGGUGCCGUUGUCGAGAUUAUUUGUACUGAGGGGCAUGGUUCAGGCAAUUUCAGGGGAAGCAAACUUCCAACAUUCAAAGACUGAUAUUGCGCUCUUGAACUGCCUCAUCCUAUCCACCAUUGUCGGGCACAAGAAUACCCUCCAGUCUGAAUGGACACCGAUUGUAGACGUUGUCGCAGCAGGAAAGUUACCCAGGGAGGUCUUUUGUGCCCUGUUGCCUGCCAUUGUAAAGACAUCCACGAAAGCCCAAGGAGCAGUCCUGUCGGUGACGAGAAAAUUCAUUUAUUUGCCAACUCAUGCCGCCACAUGGGGACUGCAGUCCAUGGAUGCGAGUCGCGAUCGCAUUCAAUGCGGUCUGUUUGGCUUGUGUGUCUUGGUCACCAUGUCCGAGGAGAACGAUUGCUCAGCAGACGCUUGGAAGAUCCUGUCUGAGAUCAUUGUUUCCAACAGUCCUCCAUUUCCAGUGGCAGCACGGACGUGGUUGUUCCGUCUACUCGAAGAUGUUGUGGAGUCAUGGGAGUGCUGCUCUCAGCGAGUCACUGGUCGCCUUUUCAGAGCAUGUUUGGUGCACUUGCUCUCUUUCAUGGCAAAAAACGAUGUAUUCAACAAAAUGUGCAUUUGUCCUCGUUCUGUGUUCACCCUCUGGAGUCUCUCCGAUUCCCUCACAGUUCGUGCAAAGGCGAAUGAGGAUUUGCCCGGGUUGCUGAAGUUGGCCUCGUGCCUUUUCUUUCGAACGCUGCAGAAUGAAGAUGGCUUGAGAAACAUCAAGACAGUUGGCAUCCUAUGGUCCGCGAUGCUUGAGUGCUGUCGACCCAACACGACAUCUACGGUGGAGGCGCCUCACAUGGUUCAUACGGAUGACGACAAGAGUUCGCGUCAAUUGUACUGCAAACUAUUUGUGUGCAUAAUGAUUUCCUUGGCCGAUUUUGCUUUGAGAGGUAUCUCCAGUUACUCCAGUCAGGCGGUCUGUGACAAGAACGUUCCGCAGCUGUUCAACUUCGAGGUUGAAGGGAUGAGAUCACAGCUUGCAACUCUCGAGCUUGCGUCCAUCCAACCAGGACAUGAACAACCACGUUGGAUUCAUGGUACUUCGGUCAGCAACAAUGAGCUAGUUGGCGCGAGGUCAUCGGCGUUGCCCCACGAUGCCCUCGAAUCUUUGGCACUGUCGCUUUGUGACUCGCUUGCACUUUUCAUGAGAGACCGCAGAUGGCAUUUGGCCGUAACCAAUUACAACCUCUACCCUGACAGGACACGCCAAAAUUUCCUGCUGAGUUUACAUGGCAUCCACAGAGCCAGAAAGGCUUUGCUACGAUAUGCGGCGGCUGGUGCUAGCAAUGAUCACUUCCAUCGGGAUAUCAAGUCCAUUCUUGCAGACAGUGGCAGUUUGAUCGCUGAUGCAGCUGUCUACAUUGAAUCCAACGUGACUUCAAACGGGGACUUUUCUGAGACAAUGGAUGGGCUCGAAGUUUUGACAGUUCACUUGGACUCUUUGAAGAUUGCUCUUACUGCGGACGCUGGGGCUGGGGAGCAUCAAUCUCUUCAGCUGGAUUCGUCGUCUCUACUUUUCGGCUUGUGGCAGUUUUACACCAGGGUGUGCAGCGAGGCUGCUUCCGUUCGUCUCAUUUCAUAUUUUGAGCAUGUGACGAGUGACGGCGAACUAUCAGAUCCCGAAAUCCUCGACGAACGCCUGCCUGAAUCCUCGGAUGAAAUUGAUGAACGGGUCCGACGUCUUCGAUGCAGCGUCUUGACUGUCAAUCUUCUCUGCUUGCAAAGAGUACUGGAGAACGAGUCUGUCGCCAACUUGUCCUUGCCACUAUCUUCAUCGGGAGGGGUUUUCUCUCUCGAAAACGAUUGCGCGUCAAGAUUUUCCUUGUCGAGGGAGUCUGCGACUUCGUCAUUCGACUUCCUUUUGAAUUGUCAAAAGAUGUUGGGAGAAGACCUCGUUGUUGGUGUGCGUGGCGACAGUGGAGGCAUUUCCGUUGACCUGUACUCAGCAAUCAUCGAGUCCUUAACUGUCCUCUCAGCUAUCCUCGUGGAGGUUGUCAAUCAAAAUGAACUGGACGGGUCAAAGUUGAUUUCGCUAUCAGCCCGUUGCUCCGAUUUUGCCACGAAUCUACGUGGCGUCUUCUGCAGCUUUCCACCCCAGAAGAAGGCUCUCUUCUCAAGGACUUUGCUCCUCGUCACACAGGCUCUGCCGAUGUUGGCACGACGCGCCGCGGCAACGCACUUCCUAUUGCUGGUCCAAGGUGUUGUAGAAAGCGAUGACGAUAAGGAGGAAUCACAUUCGAAAGGUGAAAACUUUGCCGUGGCAACUUUUACGCAAUGUGUUGUCACUUUUGAGAAAUGGUUACGCUCAGAUACUUUGUCAUGGGCGAUGCUUCAAGUACCAGAUGCGGAAGAACACGAAACUACAGGAAAUGAUGAAGAGGUGCCCAGCAAAAACGACGAGACACGCAGUAUUGCUAGCAAAGGUUCUGUGCUUUCAAACGAGCACUCUGCCCGCACAAAGGGCGUGCCAGCUGUAGUCACGAUCACUUUGGAAAGCACCCCCCACAACCGCGGUGCGCACGUAAACCCAAAUGCGCUGCUCCCGCUGAAGACAAAGGAGAUGUGGAGCUGGGCAUGCUCCGGUUCCCUUCAGGCCUUGGAAUGUACUUGGACUCCUGUGCUUUCAUCGACGGGGCCGGAGUUUGAUUUCCCUCUCAUCACACCGUGCAUCGAACGCAGCCUGCACAGGAGAGUUCUCGAGCAGACCUCCGCCACCAAGGCGUUGGGUCGGGUUUUCAUGGAACGCAGCUCUUCAAAAUCUAUUGGUGAAUCUGGAUCUGAAGGAGGCAAAACACGACAACACAUUCUCGUUGAAGCCUUCCCCAGCUGUGCCAAGUCACGGCUAAUCUCCCUCGCAAGCCGCAUCAUCACAGCGACAGAUGCUUCGAUCAAACAGUUGGAUUACUUCUUUCGGCUGCCUACAAGAGAUACUUCGCUACUUAGUUUCGUGGAAGCACUGAUAACAGUGUUGGCCUGGGUUACGACCUAUGGCCAAAAGGAGGAUCUUGUGGUGGGAAUUCGAAAGUGGUACAUAGAAGAGGGCGACAAGCGAGAUUCAGAGGAAGACAAGUUAUCCAAGGGAUUCUCCAGGUUGAUGUUCAAGAUCGAAAAACUUGAAGCUGGUCUUCGUAAACUCCACAAUCUCUUGUUGAGCCUGAACAAGUCAGCUUCUGCUGGGUCUACAAAACGAAUGAAGAUGGUCGACAAACUCAUUGAUUCUCUCUUUGGGCAGGGACCACAGGGACCAGAACAAGGAAUAUCCAUUGCAGCUCUGGUGGAACGAAAGGUGCAACUCUUGAUCGAGAAUCAGGUCGAGUCCAGAAAGAAACGAGGCACUGUUGCUCAACCUGGAUCCAGUAAUACGCGAAAGCGACGGAAAACGAGGCACGAGAAGCCAAUUCGCAGCAGAAAUCAAACGGUAGACAAGUGGCUACAAAGCGAUAAGAAUCUAGAAGAUGACGCCUACGAGGACGAGGCCUUUCUGGAUUUGGAGGACUUUAUCGCGGAUGGGUGAUCAUGGUGACUUCACAUACGGCUAAUGUUGUCCUAACUAAUGCUGUUUUCAAUUGCUUCUUCUAGCUAGCUGGUAGCUACCUAAUCGGAGUAGUGCUGGAAGCUAUAAACACUUUGAAUUGCUUUGUCCCA